This is a messenger RNA of Gamsiella multidivaricata, 2331 nucleotides long. RefSeq lists its product as uncharacterized. Gene Ontology annotation, molecular function: protein binding; RNA binding. The record is from RefSeq and is a predicted model, not a curated record. NCBI's taxonomy places the organism in Eukaryota, Fungi, Mortierellomycota, Mortierellomycetes, Mortierellales, Mortierellaceae. Gene Ontology annotation, biological process: mRNA cis splicing, via spliceosome. The coding region runs from base 1 to 2331 and encodes 776 amino acids. Gene Ontology annotation, cellular component: U2-type prespliceosome; U1 snRNP. The transcript has 6 exons.
AUGGCCGAUUCGCAACCAAAAAGCCCGUGGGUCGAGUACACGCAUCAGGAUGGACGCAAAUACUACUACCACCCUGUGACAAAGCAGACUGUUUGGCAGAAGCCUGAUGAGCUCAAGACGCCCAAGGAGCUGGCUCUGGAGGCAAGUCCCUGGAAAGAAUAUACAACUCCCGAAGGAAAAAAAUAUUAUCAUAAUGCAGCCACCAAAGAAACCGUCUGGACCGUGCCGGAGGAAUACAAGGCCUUGCUGGAUCAGCUGAAAGAAGAAACAAAGGCGAAGGAGACAGCAGCACCAGUACAACCGCCAGUCAAACCCCAGACACCAACCUCGUCCUCCGUGGUUUCGACGCCCUCGCCCCUGCGACAUCAGGCCAUCCCACCAGGAACGCAACCAGCCUCCUCUCAACUUCAUCACAACCCGCAGCUUCCACCACAACAACAAAUCGCACCUAUCCUAACGAGAGAUCACCCCGGAUCAGAUCCCAUGCGUAGCAAUGGUCCGCCAUUUUUAACCCCACAGAAUCCGGGAGCAAGGCCACCUUUCGCACAUCAACAGGGAGCCCGGCCACCACGCUUCCAGCAGUCGUUUGUUCCAUCCGAGGGCGGUAGUGGUCGUGGUCGUGACAGGAACAUGGAUGAGAUACCUGAAUUCUCGACUAAAGAGCAAGCUGAGGAUGCAUUCAAGAAUAUGCUGAAGGAAACUGGAGUUACCUCAACGUGGACCUGGGAGCAAACAAUGCGUGCAGUGGUCACCAACCCUAUGUAUCGGGCACUCAAAACUACAGCGGAGCGAAAGACUGCCUUCCAGGAGUACGUGGACGAUCGUCGUAUCCAGGAGAAGCUGGAGGAGAAGGCACGUCAACAAAAACAAAAACAAGACUUCUUGGAUCUGCUCAAGAGUAGCGACAAGGUCACGCAUGCGAGCCGAUACACAACGAUCUCGAGACUUUUUGCAGAGGAGCCAGCUUUUAAGUCCAUCGAGGGUGAUCAUUAUCGGCAGUCGAUUUUUGAUAGCUACGUGGGAGAAUUGAUCCGACAGGAGAGAGAGGAUGCACGGCAGAGACGAAAGUUCGGUACUGCUGCCCUCACAGCACUGUUGCAGUCCAUGGAUGAGAUCACGUUGACGACGCGUUGGUCCGAGGCGAGAGAGCUGCUGCAGGAGAAGAAGGAGUACAAAGAGUCUGAGACGAUACAAGUGUUGCACAAGAUGGAGCAGCUUACGAUUUUUGAGGACCAUAUUAAGCAAUUGGAGAAGGAUUAUGAUCAGAAGCGUGCUCGCGAACGCGUAUUACGCAAGCGAACGGAGCGAAAGCGGCGCGAGGCACACAAGGAGCUGCUGGUAGAGUUAAGGAGUAAAGGGCAGUUGAAUGCCAAAACCUGCUGGAUGCAGAUUCACCCGCAGAUCAAGGACGAUUCACGGUACCAAGACAUGCUCGGGCAGCCUGGCUCGACUCCCAUGGAACUGUUUUGGGAUAUGAUUGAGGAUCUGGAUGAGAAAUUGUACCAGGACCGCAAGAUGAUUCAGGAUCUAAUGAAGAGCAUUGACUACGAGGUUCAACCGGAGACGACAUUAGACGAAUUUUGCGCAGCAAUCACAAAGCAGGAGAAGGCCGUCCAUGUGCCGGCUGAGGAUCUUAAGCUGAUUUUUGAGCAGCUUUUGGGCAAAGCAGUUCAUCAUGCCAAGGAAGAGAAGCGACGUCAGGAAAGGUUGGCGCGCAAGAAGGCAGAGUCCUUCAGAUUUAUGCUCAAGUCCUUGAGCCCACCGGUCACUGUUGAAUCGAAAUGGGACGAUGUCAAAGCGAAAGCAGAGUUAACGCCCGAGUUCGCUUCUCUUGAAACGGACGACAAGCGGAAAGAGGUUUUCGACCGGUACAUUGAGCGACUCAAGGAGAGGAUCGCCAAGAACCACGACAGUGACGAAGAAGACGGCUCAAUUUUGGAGGACGAUGCUGAUUACUAUAGCAAGCGCUCAUCGUCAGAUCGCAAGAGGCAUGCACCGAGUAGCAGCAGUAGCUAUAGCAAACACCACAGCAGUAGUCAUCAUCACCACCACAGUAGCCACCACUCAAGCGAUGAUCAUCAUCGACGGAGCACUAGUGGACUCGACCAUUCGCCCUUGGCGCCCCCAAGGAGCUCACAGCAAAAUGGAAAGCAUACCAGAGGCGGUACUGCCAGCGCUGAUUCAGGAGCUGAGGAUGAGCACGGACAUCCAGCAAAGAAAUCGAGAACUGCAGGAGAUGGUACUCAUGCUGAGGCCAUGAAAUCUAAAGCAGAGACAGCGCCGGCUGUCGGGGAAGAAGAAGGCGAGGUCAUAGAAACGCCUGCUCAUUAA